UGCGACGCAACUCGGCCGAGGUGCCUCUCUGGUCCCUGAAGCUCCCAGAGCCCGCGUGUUCAGGCGGUCCUGACACCCCGGCCCGAGCCACACCUGCUGGAGGGCUAAACGCCUGCCGGCCCUCCGGGUAUGAGCGGAGGCCGGGACAGCCCUGGGCUCCGCCGCCCCCGGAAGGAAAAACUACAGCGCGGGCAGCUGCCCAGCCUCGUAAGAGCAGAGCUCGGGAACCCCGCCCCCUGGGCCUCCGAUGUCCGUGCCGCUUUCCGUCGCCCGAGUGCCAUUGGGCCGGCCUGUCACGUGACCCGAGACCCCGCGCCCGGUUGGCUGUCGCCUGGUUACCAAUGGGAGACUAGCGGGCCGGCGUCCUGGCCUGGUCCAGCACCUGCGCCGCCCUCGGGUUUGGAGGGCUGGGCUGAGCGGGGAACGGGCGGGACGGGCCGGAGGCGGCGGCGGCGGCGGCGGACUCGCCUUCUCUCCGGGGCUGCGACCCCGAGGCUACUGGCUGCAGAUGGGAGCUCGCGGAGCCGAGGAUGCGGGCGGGCCGGGGCGCGACGCCGGCGAGGGAGCUGUUCCGGGACGCCGCCUUCCCCGCCGCGGACUCCUCGCUCUUCUGCGACUUGUCUACGCCGCUGGCCCAGUUCCGCGAGGACAUCACGUGGAGGCGGCCCCAGGAGAUUUGUGCCAUGCCCCGGUUGUUUCCAGAUGACCCGCAGGAAGGGCAGGUGAAGCAGGGGCUGCUGGGGGAUUGCUGGUUCCUGUGUGCCUGUGCCGCCCUGCAGAAGAGCAGGCACCUCCUGGACCAGGUCAUUCCUCCAGGACAGCCAAGCUGGGCCGACCAGGAGUACCAGGGCUCCUUCACCUGUCGCAUUUGGCAGUUUGGACGCUGGGUGGAGGUGACCACAGAUGACCGCCUGCCAUGCCUUGCAGGGAGACUCUGUUUCUCCCGCUGCCAGAGGGAGGAUGUGUUCUGGCUCCCCUUACUGGAAAAGGUCUACGCCAAGGUCCAUGGGUCCUACGAGCACUUGUGGGCAGGGCAGGUGGCGGAUGCCCUGGUGGACCUGACUGGUGGCCUGGCAGAAAGAUGGAGCCUGAAGGGCGUAGCGGGAAGCGGAGGCCAGCAGGACAGGCCGGCCCGCUGGGAGCACAGGACUUGUCGGCAGCUGCUCCGCUUGAAGGACCAGAGUCUCAUCAGCUGCUCCGUGCUCAGCCCCAGAGCAGGUGCUCGGGAGCUGGGGGAGUUCCAUGCUUUCGUUGUCUCGGACCUGCGGGAGCUGCAGGAUCAGGCGGGCCAGAGCAUCCUGCUGCUGCGGAUCCAGAACCCCUGGGGCCGGCGGUGCUGGCAGGGGCUCUGGAGAGAGGGGGGUGAAGGGUGGAGCCAGGUGGAUGCAGCGGUAACGUCUGAGCUCCUGUCCCAGCUCCAGGAAGGGGAGUUCUGGGUGGAGGAGGAAGAGUUCCUCAGGGAGUUUGACGAGAUCACCAUCGGCUACCCAAUCACGGAGGCCGGCCACCUGCAGAGCCUCUACACAGAGAAACUGCUCUGCCACACUCGGGCGCUGCCUGGGGCCUGGGUCAAGGGGCAGUCAGCAGGAGGCUGCCGGAACAACAGCGGCUUUCCCAGCAACCCCAAAUUCUGGCUGCGGGUCUCAGAACCGAGUGAGGUGUACAUUGCCGUCCUGCAGAGAUCGAGGCUGCGUGCAGUGGACUGGGCAGGCCGGGCCCGGGCACUGGUGGGUGACAGUCAUACUUCGUGGAGCCCAGCGAGCAUCCCGGGCAAGCACUACCAGGCUGUGGGCCUGCACCUCUGGAAGGUGGAGAAGCGGCGGGUCAAUCUGCCCAGGGUCCUUUCCAUGCCCCCCGUGGCUGGCACUGCGUGCCACGCAUAUGACCGGGAGGUCCACCUGCGUUGCGAGCUCUCACCGGGCUACUACCUGGCUGUCCCCAGCACCUUCCUGAAGGACGCGCCAGGGGAGUUCCUGCUCCGAGUCUUCUCUACCGGGCGAGUCUCCCUUAGCGCCAUCAGGGCAGUGGCCAAGAAUGCCAGCCCCGGAGCAGCCCUGCCUGCGGGGGAGUGGGGGACCGUGCAGCUGCGGGGCUCCUGGAGAGCCGGCCAGACGGCAGGGGGCAGCAGGAACUUUGCCUCGUACCCCACCAACCCCUGCUUCCCCUUCUCGGUCCCCGAGGGCCCUGGCCCCCGCUGCGUCCGCAUCACUCUGCAUCAGCACUGCCGGCCCAGUGACACCGAGUUCCACCCCAUCGGCUUCCAUAUCUUCCAGGUCCCAGAGGGUGGCAGGAGCCAGGAUGCGCCCCCACUGCUGCUGCAGGAGCCGCUGCUGAGCUGCGUGCCGCAUCGCUAUGCCCAGGAGGUGAGCCGGCUCUGCCUCCUGCCUCCAGGCACCUACAGGGUCGUGCCCUCCACCUACCUGCCAGACACAGAGGGGGCCUUCACUGUGACCAUCGCAACCAGGAUUGACAGGCCAUCCAUUCACAGCCAGGAGAUGCUGGGCCAGUUCCUUCAGGAGGUCUCCGUCAUGGCAGUGAUGAAAACCUAACAGGGUGGCUCCCUAUGCCAGCUCAGGUGACUGGAACUGAAGGGCCUGACAGGUUCCCAGCAACUGGGCCGGCCAGCCUUGCACUGUGAGGGCUGGUCCUGAGUCUUGGCCUGCCUCCCAGCCCUGCCAGGGGGCUGCUGCCUAAGGGUCCACGGGAAGCCUCCAUCAUGAGAGACUCAGCCCUGGGGGCAAGCAGGUGCUGCAGAGGAAGGGCGGGAAGCUUGGCGGCUUCUGUCGCGCCUCUGAGACGGCAGAGACCCCAGGAUCGCAGAGCUUCCCAGGAUCCCUCCCAGAUCCUCCUCUGCUGACUCCACACGGAAGCCUCACACCCACAGGGUAGGGCAGCAGAUCUUCUUUAUACCUAUUUAUUGUUUGCAUCACUUUUAGGAUGUAACUUUAUAAAUAAACAUGAACGCUGAGGAUUUGCAGAUC
Messenger RNA from Mandrillus leucophaeus (drill), 2981 nucleotides. It is a transcript of the gene CAPN10, whose product is annotated as calpain 10. NCBI's taxonomy places the organism in Eukaryota, Metazoa, Chordata, Mammalia, Primates, Cercopithecidae. Gene Ontology annotation, molecular function: calcium-dependent cysteine-type endopeptidase activity. The transcript has 12 exons. The record is from RefSeq and is a predicted model, not a curated record. Bases 531 to 2549 code for a protein of 672 amino acids. Gene Ontology annotation, cellular component: cytoplasm. Gene Ontology annotation, biological process: proteolysis.